AUGAAAGAGCCUGAAGUACAACACCUUCAGAACGUGCAAGAGGAGACCAAAGAUGAGCAACUUGCUCAAUUCUUGGUAAUCUUUAAGAAGUUACAAAUCAAUAUUCUUUUUGCUAAGGUGUUAGAGAAGAAGCCUCCCUAUAUGGCCUGUCUGAAAAGCAUAUUCUCUAAGAAGAAGGCCCUGAGGGGAGAUGAAACUGUUGUGCUGACCAAGAAGUGCAGUGCACUAGUACAAAAGAAGCUACCUCAGAAAUCGCCAGAUCCUGAAAGCUUCUUGAUUCCCUGUACUAUAGGGACCAUCACAUUUGAGAAGGCAUUAUGCGACCUUGGAUCUAGCAUAAAUUUGAUACCUCUCUAUGAUGAAGAAGCUGGGGAUCCAAGAGGCGCAUCCCAUAAGGAUCUGAAGCAGGCAUAUGGAUUGGUGGAGAACGUUCUAGUAAUGGUUGAAGACCUUUAUCUCCCUGCAGACUUCGUGAUACUUGAUACGAAAUAG
Arachis ipaensis is the source of this 492-nucleotide messenger RNA. RefSeq lists its product as uncharacterized. NCBI's taxonomy places the organism in Eukaryota, Viridiplantae, Streptophyta, Magnoliopsida, Fabales, Fabaceae. The record is from RefSeq and is a predicted model, not a curated record.